GAGAAAGAAUAAAUAAAUUGGAAAAUGAAAAAGAGUAAGUUUAGAAACGUAUAAAAACUUAGGACAAAUAAAACUAAGUUAAGUUUCCCAGUAUUUGGAACAACCUUCCCCGACGUAUCAAAAACCUUAAAUAAUCUCGAACAAAUAAUAAAAUUAAAAAAUCUAACGUAGACAGUGACGAAACAAAUGAGUUCAAAACACGGAUGGACCCAAAAAAAAGAAAAUUUUAUAAAAUAUUCAAAUUUUGUAGAAAAUUAGAAAAGGAAUCUGAUUAGAGAUAAGCAAUACGACCUGCUUAGACAGGAAAAUGACUUGCUGAAAUAUAGGUAAACUAUUUUAUUUCUUAUUCCAAUAGAUUUAACUACAAUUCUUAACUAUGUUCUUGAUUUGUUAUUAUGAACAAAUAACAGUAAAACUAAAAAAUCUAAAUUGAUUGAAAUUUAGAUUGAAAAAAUUGAAAAUUGAAAUUGAAAUUGACAAUGGAAACCCCAUUAGAUUGAGGGAAAAAUCAAAAUGCUUAAAAAAUAAAACGCUUAUUUUUUACAAGAUCUGAAAUUGAAAAUAUUGAGGCUGGGUACAAAAAGUUGCAGGUGGCAACGGAAUGCAGGUCUCUUCUCAAGAAGUACUUCACUAAGGAAGUUAUGGACCAGUGUAAAGGACUCACAUCAGAACUAAGCUUGGUGCGAACUUGCUUGAUAUGAUCCAGUCUGGAGUUGCAAAUCUUGAUAGUGCAAUUGGUGUUUAUGCGUCUGAUGCUGAGUCUUACACUCUCUUCAAACCACUUUUUGACCCGAUCAUUCAAGACUAUCACAAUGGAUUUGGACCUGAUCAAAAGCAGCCUCAAACCGAUUUUGGUGAAGGAAAGACUCAGCUUUUGCCUGACCUGGAUCCUGAGGGUAAAUUCAUCAUCUCGACACGUGUCCAAUGUGGGCGUUUUCUUCAGGUUUUUGUGUGUUGUUAAA
Molecule: messenger RNA, 962 nt
Organism: Meloidogyne enterolobii
Lineage: Eukaryota; Metazoa; Nematoda; Chromadorea; Rhabditida; Meloidogynidae
Source: the annotation of a GenBank genome assembly